AUGGAGAGCCCCGAGUUUGCUGCCGGCAUGCGGGGCCAGGGGCUCAAUAAUGGCAGCGGCCCUUCCAAGCGCAAACGGAGCACCAUUGACAGCAGCCCAGCCAGUUUGCUCGACCCCGACCAUGACCACGAUCACGACCAGGACCUCGACCAUGACGACGGGGCCGGUGCCUCGCCCGAUACCAAGAGCCGACGCCUUCCAGGCGUGAAACGUGCCUGUAAUGAGUGCCGCCAGCAAAAGUUGCGCUGCGAUGUCGUCCAAGACCCCUUCCAGAGCUGCUCGAGGUGUAAUCGGCUGAAGCUGGAGUGCAAGAUUGAAUCCAACUUCAAGCGCAUUGGCAAGCGUUCCAAGCAUGCCGAGAUGGAAAAGGAGAUUGAGCGUUUGCGCCGUGCCGUCGAGGUCGCUCGAAACCAGGGCUUCGCACUUGAAGAGGAUGACGAGACACUCAACUCUGCUGUCCACUCCGCCAUGCAGUCGCAACUCCAAUCCCCAGUCGUCGCAAGCCACUACACUCAUACGCGCAACCCGUCUCUGAUGGGAUCCGACGAGGCGGUGUCAUCCCUUCUCCAUCUUAAGCGCGGAGGCUCUUACGCCAUGCCUCGCGUCGCCCGCGAGCUCGACAACUUUAGGCUCACCGAAGACGAAGAAAGCCAACUCUUCAGCCAGUUUUUCAACUAUUAUCACCCAUUCCUCCCGUUCCUCAACCCUACACAGACACCAGAUCAGUUCUAUCAGCAACAUCCUUUGCUGUAUUGGUCGAUCAUCGCCGUGGCUGGCAGACGUUUUGGUUCUGAUCCCAACACGCUUACCAAACUCUCUGGUCCGCUGACUCGUUUGCUUUGGAGUACCGUUGGGGACGUCCCUCAAAGCUAUUUUGUGGUCAAGGCGUUGUGUUUACUAUGCACAUGGCCGCUCCCGACAAGCACGACGUCGGCCGACCCCACACAUAUUUUGUGUGGUGUCAUGAUGAAAACGGCCACUGGCCUCGGUCUGCACCGGCCGAAUCACAUCAAUGACUUCUCACGAGUCGCCGUAGAGUUGAAUAAGGAGGGACUACACGACCGUAUCAAGACGUGGGCCGUGUGCAACAUCGUCGCGCAAACCAUCGGGACAGGCUAUGGCCAGCCUGCCUCGACGCUGUACGAUUGGACGCUCGCUAUCCGGCCCGGCGUCGAGGGCCCCUACUCGCUCGGCCCAGAACUGGAGGCUAGGUUACUGAUCGAGAGAUUUUGUGACAAAGUUUCCAAGGAGAUGUACAGUAACGCCAGUGACCCCCGUGGCGUGGCUGGUGACGAGCACCGUGCGAUGUUGAUGCGGGUGUACCGACGCGAAUUUAAUGAGCUCCAAGCGUCCAUACUAGCCCAGAAUUUGUCGCCCAUCGUCUAUCUCCACCUCAAGGCAGCCUGCCUUCACCUCCGACUUGCCGGCUUUUUUGACUCCAGCCGCACUCCAGGGUAUCUCGACGACCUCAUGGCCCUGUGGCGUGCCACUACGGGGUAUUUGGACUACAUCCUGGAUGUGCCAGAUACGUGUCACGAGUCAUACAAGUACCAGCUACGGGAUCAGUACCUCCUCAAACACGCCACAAACUAUGUCCAACAGAUGUUGGUCGCGGCCGGAUUCGCACUGCUCAAAUUGAUGCGGUCAUUUUUCGUCAAACAAGUUGAAUUUGAGCGAGGCCGGACUCUCUUCCACCGGACCAUUCAGGCCAUCAGAACUGCCAGUGUGGUCCAGAACGAUCUCAACUGGCGCCUCGCCGAGCUGAUGGUGCAAAUAUGGAACGGCGCGCGGAUCGAAGGGAGCUCGCCAUCGUUUCAAGGCGACGACCCCGAGAUUGAUGACAGCUUACAGCUGAAAGUGAGGUGUCGUCACAGCAUGAGUCUCGUGUUCGACUCGAUUUGGCACUGGAGGGAGGAGUAUCAAGCUCGCGGCCGCGGGACGCUUGAUGCUCUCAAGCAACCCACGAAUCCCGAUUCGGCUAAUGAGUCUUCAGCCUCCUCCACUCAUCUCGACAGCACCCUUGCCCCGCCAUCACAUAGUCUCCCCGCUAAUCUCGGCCUGGCGGCGUCCAAUGGUGCUCUGACGCCUAGUGGCGGUUCAGCGAUGGGAGGAGGCGCUCAAGGCUCGCUCUUGGGCCUAAGCAACUACGACAGUAGCAACUACGAUUUCUGGGACCCCCAGCACUGGAUGCUAGACGGCUUGAUCGACUUCAACUAUAGCUCUUACGUCCCUAUUGAGACCACGUAA
Dichotomopilus funicola is the source of this 2247-nucleotide messenger RNA. RefSeq lists its product as uncharacterized. NCBI's taxonomy places the organism in Eukaryota, Fungi, Ascomycota, Sordariomycetes, Sordariales, Chaetomiaceae. Gene Ontology annotation, molecular function: zinc ion binding; DNA-binding transcription factor activity, RNA polymerase II-specific; transcription cis-regulatory region binding. The transcript is spliced from 3 exons. Bases 1 to 2247 code for a protein of 748 amino acids. Gene Ontology annotation, biological process: DNA-templated transcription; regulation of DNA-templated transcription. Gene Ontology annotation, cellular component: nucleus. The record is from RefSeq and is a predicted model, not a curated record.